AUUAUGAGCUGGUUCGGUAUGGGUUCAAUUUUUAUGACCACAGCUCCUUCGGCCCGGGGCAUGAUCCCAAUCCCAACUCGUUCGGCCCGCGGCAUGAUCCCAAUCCCAAGUUCCCAACUCGUUUGGAGGUUUUAAGCCGGCCGGCCUGCUCCUUUGGCCGGACACAUAUAUUUCUUUAUCAAGUGACCAGAGGCAGCGAAGACUGGGAUACCUUCUUCUGGCGUGCAAAGGAGGAAAUAUAUACGGGAGUUCAAAAGAGCCGCUCUAACUCGCAUUCAAUCUGUAACCAUGGUUCUCGAGGCGACGAUGAUCUGCAUCGACAAUUCGGAGUGGAUGCGAAACGGAGAUUACUCGCCCAGUAGAUUUCAAGCUCAAGCUGACGCCGUUAAUCUCAUCUGUGGGGCUAAAACUCAGGCUAAUCCGGAGAAUACAGUUGGGGUAUUGACGAUGGCUGGUAAGGGCGUUCGCGUUUUGGUCACUCCUACCAGUGAUCUUGGGAAGAUCCUAGCUUGCAUGCACGGGCUGGAAAUAGGUGGUGAAAUGAACUUGGCAGCAGGAAUUCAGGUAGCCCAGUUGGCCCUCAAGCAUCGCCAAAACAAAAAACAGCAACAGAGAAUUAUUGUUUUCGCUGGGAGUCCUGUCAAAUAUGACAAGAAGGUUUUGGAGAUGAUUGGGAAAAAGUUAAAAAAGAACAGUGUAGCUCUAGAUGUUGUUAAUUUUGGCGAAGAAGAUGAAGCAAAAACUGAGAAGCUUGAAGCACUUGUUGCCGCUGUAAACAACAAUGAUAGCAGUCACAUUGUUCAUGUUCCUCCUGGUCCUCAUGCUCUUUCAGAUGUUCUAAUAAGCACCCCUAUCUUUACCGGUGAUGGUGAGGGUGGAAGUGGGUUUGCUGCUUCAGCUGCAGCGGCUGCGGCUGGAGGAGCAUCUGGCUUUGACUUCGGUGUCGAUCCUAACCUGGAUCCUGAACUUGCCCUUGCACUUCGAGUUUCAAUGGAAGAAGAAAGAGCAAGGCAGGAGGCAGCUGCUAAAAAGGCCACAGAGGAGGCUGCAAAAGACGAUAAAGGAGAAAAUCAGAAUGCUUCCCAAGACGUGACAAUGGCUGACAGUGUUGCAGCUGGAACUUCUGAAUCAGAAAAUAAAGCAGCUACUCUGAUGGAUGAUGAAAAUGCUUUAUUACAACAAGCCCUUGCAAUGUCCAUGGAUGAUUCUGCAGCUAACAUUAUCAUACGAGAUGCCGACAUGUCAGAAGCAGCAUCUGAAGAUCAAGACCUGGCACUUGCCCUUCAAUUAUCAGUGCAAGACAGUACAAAAGACCAGUCAAAUCCGACUGACAUGAGCAAGUUGUUGGCUGAUCAGUCUUUUGUGUCUUCUAUUCUCGCUUCUCUUCCAGGGGUGGACCCCAAUGAUCCAUCAGUUAAAGAUCUACUAGCUUCCAUGCAAAGUCAGUCCGAGACCCAGGAGAAAGACGAGGACAAGGAUCCAAAAGAGGAGGAUAAAAAGUGACUGGGAUAUUUAUGCGUAUGAAGCUGUUAUUUUCAAGAUUCUGAGUUGUACUCGGCAUUUGCACAUCUUUCGAAUGCUCAUGUUGAUUGAUAAGAACGACUAUUGGAAUUUAGUUUCUCAUCAAAGGACCUUGUAUAAUGGAUGUAACUAUAAAUUGUUGUUCCUCCUGCGGAGGGCUACUUGAAAAUUUCAAUGUGUUCCAACUGAGUCGAGUUUAGCUGUGAUUCUCUUCACUAUUAACAUUUCCUUUAUGUGGGUAGAGAUGGACUCGGGCCGGGUUUAGCUGUGAUUCCAACUGGAC
This is a messenger RNA of Cuscuta europaea, 1804 nucleotides long. NCBI's taxonomy places the organism in Eukaryota, Viridiplantae, Streptophyta, Magnoliopsida, Solanales, Convolvulaceae. The record is from the annotation of a GenBank genome assembly.